Messenger RNA from Hylaeus anthracinus, 3350 nucleotides. Its product is annotated as DDB1- and CUL4-associated factor 10. NCBI's taxonomy places the organism in Eukaryota, Metazoa, Arthropoda, Insecta, Hymenoptera, Colletidae. The coding region runs from base 538 to 2553 and encodes 671 amino acids. Gene Ontology annotation, cellular component: Cul4-RING E3 ubiquitin ligase complex. The record is from RefSeq and is a predicted model, not a curated record. The transcript is spliced from 5 exons. Gene Ontology annotation, molecular function: protein binding.
UACGCGACGUUGAUGGCGAUGUCAAGUAAAGAUGGCGUUGAGUUGUGUUGUGUCAGAUGUUUAAAGUGCCUUUAAAAUCCCGUUGGAGUUUAACAUUCCACACGACCGUGACACUUUGGUUUGUCAUUUACACUGCUCUCGGUCUCGUCGAAGAUCGUUAAGUGAGGAAAAAAGCGAGGGCGUAUGUCAGGAGUCACGUGUAAUAUCGCUCUGCUAGUGGCAGUUUUACACUUAACCUCAGCUUUUCGGGGUACCGAACGAUCGUUUUUGAAUACUUGGACAAUUUUUUGGAAUCGAUGCUGUCUCGUUCGUGAAAGAAAGGAUCGUGAAUUUUCAUCGACUGAUCCUGAUACGGUAUCAAUGACGAUCAUUCGCAUCGUAUGAUCAAAAAAACGACUAGACAGUUUCGUGAAUUUCGGAUUCGAAUUCAGAUUCGGAUUCCGCCUUUGUAAGCUUUGUUCCUAAGGUGGUAAAGCAUUGUUCGUAAGCUGUUGAAUAUAUUGGAUUGAAUGCUGGUGAGAUUCACACCUGGGUGAAAUGCCUAAAAUAAGAACUAGGCAACCAAACAGCCUGUGGUUAAGGCAACGUGAAUUGGGCAUAAAGUUCCCUCUGGGACAUGCAGAUCGUUUUCACAAAACCCUUUACUCGUCUAUUCAACCUGUAACUUCUUGGGAUCAUGCAUUGUCUCCCGCUACGCAUGGAGGAGUCUUCAAUCUGGAAUAUUCUCCCGACGGUUCCCUCCUGUUGGCAGCAUGCGAGAGAAAAACGAUUUUAAUGUUCGAUCCUUUGAGAAGAAGAUUAAUUCACGCAAUAGAAAAUGCUCAUACUGAUUGCGUUAACUGCGUUAGAUUUUUAGAUCAACGUAUGUUUGCGACUUGUUCCGACGACAGUACAGUUGCCCUUUGGGAUGCUAGAAAUUUGAAACAGAGGAUCAGAACGCUUCACGGGCAUUCGAAUUGGGUUAAGAAUAUAGAGUAUAGUCCCAAGGAUAGUUUAUUACUUACCAGUGGAUUCGACGGUAGCAUAUACACUUGGGACAUUAAUACCUUUACUGAAAAUAGUAUUCUAUAUACUCGUGUGUUUCAUACGAAUGGACUGAUGCGAACUAGACUUAGUCCGGAUGCCAGCAAGAUGUUAAUAAGUACCACUUCCGGAUACCUCAUUAUUAUACACAAUCUUAAGUUAAGAACGUUAUCUCAAGACCUAGCAGGAUUUAGACCAAAUAUGUACCGAUUGAUGCAAUCGUCCCAGACUACGAUACCAAACGUGGCGAGUUUCACGCAUCUCUUUUCUCAUUCUCGUACACACAAUAGAGUAGAAUUUAUAACAGAUUUUCCGUUUGGCGAUGAUGCAGAGAUAAUAUCGAGUUUACAAGUGCAUCCUCAGGGUUGGUGUGCUUUGUCUAGGAACGUCAGUAACGGAGAGAAAUCUGAGUGGACAUGCAUACACGACAUACAAGAAGGCGAUGUAUCCGGUGGUAGUGCGGAUCAGACAAAAGAAGGGGAAGAAACGACGUCCCAGUUCAACGAUGUGAUCGUCGACGAAUUCGAAGAUUUCCCGCAACCUCAACCCUCUCGUUCAGGUAUAACGCCUCCUUUCUUAAUAGAAAGUCCAAAUCGUGUCAGGGUAGUUCACACCAUGUCCGACGUGAGAUCAAAUUCGCUCGGAUCAUCGGAGAACGCGCAAGCAACCAGAUCCUCGAGAACCGGUUGGCAAUCGACGUCUCGCAGAACGUCACGGUCUCAAUCGAGGAACUCUCGUUCGGAUAGAAACGCGACAAGAGCGAGUCUGAGCGCGGUCGAAGUCAGUUCGAGUUCCGGGUCUAGCGACUCUCGAGUAAGCGCGGACAGAGACGACGCCAGACAAGAAGAUAGAGACGUGUACGAUGCCAGCGAGAGCGAGAGCACGCACGAGGAGGCUUCCGUUGAUCCGGAUAGAGAUUUGGAACUGGAUUACAGAUCUCCGAGGCCAAACUCUCAUCUCAACUACUUGAGACCGCGUAACAUUAUCGAUAAUUUCUCGACGGGUAAUAUAGAAUUGCACGUAAGCACGACGGAUGUGUGGGAAGCGCAUGUGGCGAUCAGGGAAGCUAGACUUAGAAGGGAAAGAGACUGGCUUUCUAGAUCGAGCAAUAAUACCGUCGUCAUUAUCGGUGACAGGACUAGGGUUCAAAAUCAGAACAGACAGGGUCAGCAAACAUUGUACGCCAUCCCAAGGAAUCGUAUGAUUCACCAAAAUACGCCUAGGUUAACGCACUAUAUCGAAGAACCGAACGUGGGUUCUGGUUACAUCAAAGAAUUGUGUUUCUCCGCCGAUGGUCGAUUGAUAUGUUCGCCAUUCGGAUACGGGGUACGAUUGUUGGCCUUCUCCAACGACUGUUCAGAACUAUCCAACUGUGUACCUCCCAUCCACGAAUCGGUGCAGCUACACGAAUUGGCGACGAACGUCAGUCAUUCGGGUAUCGUGGUUAGCACGAAAUUUUCACCGAGACAUUGUUUGCUUGUAUCCGGCUGUCUUAGCGGAAAGAUAGUUUGGCACGAGCCAGUAGUUUAGUAAGAUCGAUUCAAUUUUGCGUUAUAGAAUCCUCUUUCUAAUACAUAUGACACGAUGAUGUAUAUGUAUAUCGUAUAUACAUGUAAUAUAUACGAUUUGCCGGUUUUUCUUCUCGUUUUUCAUUUUUCUUUUCUUUUUUAUAAUAAGAUCGGUAGCGUACAGUCAUAUUUUUUUCGAGUAUAUACUUUUUGAUAAGCCUUGUUUUCGUUUCUUUUUUUCUAGCAUGUCUUGUUGAAAACAUGAUUCGUCAGGAAUCCGUCGUUUUAUAUACAUAUGUAUAUUGUACUACAUAUAAUAAGGUAGAUCUUUUCGUCCAAGUAUCUUACAGUCACGCGUCGAUAUUUUUACUCGAAAGAAAUACGGUGAAACCAAACUUAGAAAUAAUUUUAAAAUAAUUAUGUGUUUCUUUAGCGAUUAAAAAGAGAAUAACCAACAAUCAUGACGCUGUUUUAAGCACCGUUUAAGAAAAAAAGAAUGAUCUAAUCUCGCGCGUUUUAAGCUGCGAUCGCGAAAGUAUAGAUUUUUUUAAGGGUAGCGGGUAUCCGUGUUCUUAGGAAAAUAUGUCGAUAAAAUAAAUUUUCACGGCAGAGUACUUCUCCUUUGUAUCGUCGUGAAACACGACGAGCAAAUAGCGGUCUCUAAUUUGAAUCUUGGAAACAUUCCUCCAACAGAAUUGUACAUACUUUCGUAAAACGAGAACGAUUGUGGUGUUGUUUGGAAAUUUGGAAUUACAUAUGAUGUUUUAUAUAAUCUGUGUUCGCAGCUGAGACUGACUUACUUCCAUCUGUCUUUGGUUA